Malassezia vespertilionis is the source of this 615-nucleotide messenger RNA. It is a transcript of the gene YPT52, whose product is annotated as GTP-binding protein of the rab/ypt. Bases 1 to 615 code for a protein of 204 amino acids. NCBI's taxonomy places the organism in Eukaryota, Fungi, Basidiomycota, Malasseziomycetes, Malasseziales, Malasseziaceae. The transcript is spliced from 4 exons. Gene Ontology annotation, molecular function: GTPase activity; GTP binding. The record is from RefSeq and is a predicted model, not a curated record.
AUGACAGGAGAGUCGUCUGUGGGAAAGUCGAGCAUCGCGCUGCGCUUUGUCAAGGACCAAUUCGAUGAUUUCCGCGAGAGCACGAUUGGAGCUGCAUUCCUUACGCAGACAGUGCGUCGUGAUGAGGAUACGACUGUAAAGUUGGAAAUUUGGUACGUGCCUGCAGCCAAACUCAUUGCAGGGAUACCGCUGGGCAAGAGCGAUACAAAUCGCUGGCACCGAUGUACUACCGAAAUGCACACUGAAUCGCUCGAGAAAGCAAAAGGCUGGAUCCGCGAGCUCCAGCGCCACGCCGAUGCCAACAUUGUGAUUGCGCUUGUCGGGAACAAGCUCGACCUGGGAGAUACACGGCGUAUGAUCUCGACCGAAGAUGGCGCCAAAUAUGCCGAGUCUGAGGGUCUCAUGUUCAUGGAGACAUCGGCCAAGACACCGACAAAUAUCACCGAGCUCUUCGAUGCGAUUACAAAAAAACUGCCUUUGGACCGUGGGAUGGGCGCGGCACAGAAGCGGCAGGCGGGCACGAAUGCAGCUGCCGCUACACAGCAGGGCCGUGGCACUGCACCUGUGCAGCUGAAUGCUGCGCCACCGAGGCAGGAAGACGCUUGUGGUUGCUAA